Molecule: messenger RNA, 2619 nt
Organism: Suillus subalutaceus
Lineage: Eukaryota; Fungi; Basidiomycota; Agaricomycetes; Boletales; Suillaceae
Product: Spt20 family-domain-containing protein
Exons: 5
Coding region: 53-2524 (823 amino acids)
Biological process (GO): regulation of transcription by RNA polymerase II
Cellular component (GO): SAGA complex
Molecular function (GO): transcription coregulator activity
Source: RefSeq, a predicted model, not a curated record
GUGACGGUCACGGUGGCAUUGAAGCCAUUAGCGAGCGCGUAGGUCAUCUGCAAUGUCUUGUUACAACAUUACGCGCUCGGCGGAACAAUUACUAGACUCGUAUGAAGACGCUGCACCAUCUUUCUCAGUCCAUCUCUAUCCCGACUACUGGACGCUCAACAACGGAUCCAAAUUCCUGUACAAUAAUCCUAUCGCGUCAAUCCUUGAUGACGUCCGAGCGCACCGAAUACCGGUCGACUACCUUGAGCUUUUUGACUCCGCACGCGUGCCAUUCUAUGAUGGUUGCAUGAUUGUAGAGCUAUUAGACUACCGCCCAAAGAAAGUAAAGGACCCACCUCUCGAGAACCCUGAACGGAGCCGUGUUGCUCUGCACCCGAAUGACGAGACACUCUGGGCGAAUCUAUGUCUCAUGAACCAGCGUUCAGGCAAUAAGUUCACAGAUACAGAAGUACUUGAACUUGAAGCACAGAUACUGCUGCAAACAUCACCUCCCCUAUGUCUCGACCCAGACCCACAUCUAACCCGUAUUGCAAAUCAUACCCUCAGAGUUUCUACUCCAAGUAUACCCAUUUCCUUGAAACGCAAAGCAGCCGCUAUUACACCCGAGGAAGAUGAGUCUGACAAGACUCGUCGGGCCAAGAUCAUGCAGUUCAUGAACCAGAGACAAAAUCGGUCUCACGCUCCAAGUUAUCGGAUAUUGGACGCAAUUCGUCGUGUUAAGGAAGUUCGCAUGGCGGUUGGGUUAGAAACACAGCCUUAUCUCAAAGCCCAACUGGCACAAGCUGCCGCCCAGGCUCAAGCUCAAACUGAGGCUCAGGCUCAAGCAGAUUCCCAAGGUCAGAAUCAAGCACAUGGUCAAAUACCAGCUCCUACGCCUACGCCGCAACCCCAGGCUGCUCAACCACAACCUACUCCCGUCCCAGCUGCUCCCGUACCGGCGUCAACACCAGCUCCCCAGCCAGUUGCUGACCAGAAACCCAAGCCAACAAAGAAGAAAGCCGAUGUGACGCAGACUUUCCAAAUUACUCCCGAGCUGUCACGCUCUUCCGCCACCCCUGUCCAACAUCUCGCUGUGAACCAGCUUCAAUCACAGCCGCGGCACGCUACCUCCCCCUCACCCCGUAUAAGCGCGCCUUCGCCGCUCCCGUCUGUACAGUCACCUGCGUUCACGCAAUCACCACGCCCUCGAUCAUCGCAAGCACCACAAUCCUCACCUCUCGCAGCUGGCUCACAACUCCCCCAAAUACAACGCCCUCCAACCGUCGUCCAUCAAUUCUUACCAAUUGCUUCGCCGCAAAGUUCUCAUUCUCAACCUAAAGCUGCUACGCCCCAAGUGGCUUAUCCAUCUCAGCCGACGCCUUCUCCUGCACAAGCCGGGCAACAAGCUGGCGCAGCGCAGCUGGCUCCUGGACAACAUCUGAUGCAGCAGCAUGCUCAAGCUCAAGGGAUAUAUCAGCUUCAGAUGCAACAAUCUCGAUUGAUUCAGGCUCAGGCGCAGGCUCAGGCCUCAGGUGCAGGCGCAGGCGCAGGCUCACGCUCAAGCGCAGGCUCAAGCUCAUCACGCACAAGCUCAUCAGGCCCAGGCCCAAGCUCAUCAGACCCAAACUCAUCAGGCCCACCACGCACAGGUGCAGGCUCAAGCACAGGCUCAAGCUCAGGCUCAGGCUCAAGCUCAGGCUCAAGCUCAGGCUCAGGCUCAAGCUCAAGCUCAAGCUCAAGCUCAAGCUCAAGCUCAAGCUCAAGCUCAGGCUCAGGCUCAAGCUCAAGCACAGGCUCAAGCACAGGCUCAAGCUCAAGCUCAGGCUCAGGCUCAAGCUCAAGCUCAAGCUCAGGCUCAGGCUCAGGCUCACCACGCACAAGCUCAGGCUCAAGCUCACCACGCACAGGUGCAGGUUCAGGCUCAAACCCAGCCACAAGCCCACGUGCAAGCCGAGCGUAUGACACCGCAGAAUUCACAAUCGCGAAGCCCCUUGCCCGGACAUCCUACAGCUCGAAACAGCCCGAUGCUCCAGAGCCAAGCCAGAGGCUCUCCCAUGCUCCAAAGCCAGGCCAGAGGGUCGCCCAUGCCCAAUUCCAACCCGCUCCCACCUCAACCUACACAACCUGCACAACACCCGGGCAUGGCGCAGCAGCAGUACAACUUUGCACCAAUGCAGUACAGGCCGGCUGGGCAGGACCAGCAACAGCACCCAAUAAUGAUACCACAGUACCAGAUGUAUCCGUAUCACAUGAGCUAUCCCAUGCCUGGACGACUGCAGCCGAACUAUCCUCAGUGGAGUGCUGGACGGGGAAUGCCAAAUCAGGCCCAGGUGAAUGGGCAGGCAGCGGUGGGGAUGCAGCAGCAGCAACUACAGAUGCAAAUGAUGCAGAUGCAAAUGCAGCAGAUGGCAGCUGUAAAGCCUACACAGGGAACAGGACGGUAGUAUGGCACUUUUGUAUUAUUAUUCGUGUUUCUAAUGAUGUGCUACUACGGUUUUGUGGGGAUUGUUUGUGCUGUGUGAUUAUAGAAGACGGACUACAGUAGGCUUAUUCUAUGUCUAUGAUACAAUUUUUAUCAGUGAUCAUCUGGAUCUGGAAUUUAAUCAAUGUCAUGUAUACGAUCGCGCGUGCCUCAUGAAA